This is a messenger RNA of Myripristis murdjan (pinecone soldierfish), 2118 nucleotides long. It is a transcript of the gene mep1a.2, whose product is annotated as meprin A, alpha (PABA peptide hydrolase), tandem duplicate 2. The transcript is spliced from 14 exons. Gene Ontology annotation, cellular component: membrane. Gene Ontology annotation, molecular function: zinc ion binding; protein binding; calcium ion binding. Bases 1 to 2118 code for a protein of 705 amino acids. Gene Ontology annotation, biological process: proteolysis. Lineage: Eukaryota; Metazoa; Chordata; Actinopteri; Holocentriformes; Holocentridae. The record is from RefSeq and is a predicted model, not a curated record.
AUGGGGUCUGGGAACGGUUUGAGGCGCAUUGCUGCUUUGAUUGGAAUUUUCGUGCUUUUCCAGGUGCAAGCUGUCCCAACACUUCACGAAGAUAAUGCAGAUGCUGGGGAACUGCGAGAUGACAUACCUGACAUCAACAGAGACUUAACACAUCUGUUUGAGGGAGACAUUGCCGGUGAUCCCAGGAGAAACGCAAUCCUCGACGAAACCAAAAGGUGGAAGUUUCCCAUCCCCUACAUCCUGACAGAUUCUUUGGAUCUGAAUGCCAAAGGCGUGAUCCUUCAGGCUUUUGAAAGUUAUCGUUUAAAAUCCUGUGUGGACUUCAAGCCCUACGAGGGAGAGAGCAGCUACAUCUCCUUCACUAAGCUCUCUGGGUGCUGGUCCUUUGUUGGGGACUUGAAAACAGGCCAGAAUGUGUCCAUAGGCGCUCGGUGUGACACCAAGGCCAUCGUGGAGCAUGAACUCCUCCACGCUCUGGGCUUUUACCACGAGCAGUCUCGCUCUGACAGAGACGACUACGUCAACAUCUGGUGGGAUCAGAUCACAGAAGGACAGCAACACAAUUUCAACAAGUAUGAGGAUGACUUCAUCACUGAUCUCAACACACCAUAUGACUAUGAGUCCAUCAUGCACUACAGACCCUUCUCCUUCAACAAGAAUGAGAGCAUCCCCACCAUCACCACCAUUAUACCGUUCUUCAACGACAUCAUCGGUCAGCGGCUGGACUUCAGUGCGGCUGACCUCACCAGGCUCAACCGCAUGUACAGCUGUGCGGACACCCAUACUCUCCUGGACCAGUGCUCCUUUGAGCAGAUCAACAUCUGUGGAAUGAUCCAGAAUGAGGUGGACAAUGCAGACUGGGUCCAGACCCUGAGCACUCCAGCUGAUACAGACCACACCUUGGCAGGCAACUGCAGAGAUGCUGGCUACUUCAUGAAGUUUGAUACAUCUACGGGUGCAUCUGGAAACAGCGCCUUGCUGGAAUCGCGUAUCCUGUACCCAAAGAGAGGCGAGCAGUGCCUGCAGUUCUUCUACAAGAUGACCGGAGCUGCAGGGGACAAGCUGGUGAUAUGGAUCAGAACUGAUGAUGGCACAGGGACUGUUCGCAGCGUCAGGAAGAUCCACACCAUCACAGGUGAUGGAGAUGACUCCUGGAAAGUGGCUCAUGUCACCCUCAAGGUUACAGAGAAGUUCCGCUAUUUCUUCCAGGGCAUCAGAGGAUCAGUAAGCUCCUCGGGUGCCAUCUUAAUUGAUGACAUCACUCUUAGUGAGACCGUUUGCCCCAGCGUUGUGUGGAAAAUCCACAACUUCACUGCCCUUCUCGCUACCACGCCUGCUGGACAUUCGAUCAGAAGCAAAUGCUUCUUUAACUCAGAGGGCUACUCUUUUGGUAUCAGUGUUUACCCCAAUGGAAGAGACAGCGCUUAUCCCGACUAUGUCAGCAUGACCUUACACCUCUGCAGCGGGGAAAAUGACGCAGUGAUGGAAUGGCCAGCAAAAAACAGACAGGGGACAAUUACUGCCAUGGACCAGGACCCCAAUGCGAAACUGAGGAUGUCUUCUACAAGAAGUUUCACCAGUGACACUAACCCCCGCUGGAACAAGCCCACAGCCACCUCAGGAGCGGUGUGGGAUGCCAGCUGCCAGUGUUUCCGGAGUGAGGACUACGGCUGGAGCACCUUCAUUUCUCACAGGCAGCUGCACAGGCGCAGCUUCCUCAAGAACAACGACCUCAUUAUCUCUGCAGACUUCACUGACCUGACUCACCUGAUAAAUACUGAGGUGCCCAUUAAAGAGGCUGCUCCCAGUAAUGACAUCACAGAUGAGAAGCCAAUCAGAGAGGAGGAAAUGAGAGCAGAAGCUCCGAAACACAGAGAACCACGUGCAGCCUCAACUAACCCGUGCCUUCCCAACCCUUGUCUUAAUGGAGGCGUCUGUGUGGACAGUCAAGGGAAGGCCUCAUGCAGGUGUGUUUCAGGCCAGGCCACUUAUUUUGCUGGCGAGCAUUGUGAGAAGCAGCACAUGGACGGCGGCAUCCUUGGAGUUUUGAUCGGCGGCAUAUCAGGGACUAUAGUCCUGACGCUGGCCAUCAUCUCUGUUAUCAGGAGACCUCAGUGA